ACGGGGCCCAGCGCUGUCACAACAAAAAUGUCUAUUUAGCAAAACGCUAGAAAAUAGUGAAAAUAUUAUCUAAAAAUUCGUAAAUAUACGCAUCGUUUAAUUUGUGUUCGUGUUUGCAAGCCAGCAAGCGCACCGCCACAUUGCGACGUCUCGGUGGCACUCGGCGUAAGUGGUUGUAACCGACACAGCAGCCGUGCUUAUUCCUACACUCCCCACCUCCUGAAUGAACUGUGACCCUUUGGUUGUAUGCGAAGUGUUACGACGGAACUAGCAGCAGCAGCAGCAGCAGCACCAGGAGCCCCAUCGCCAAAACCACCAACAACAAAGCGCGAUCGAACCAGCAGCAGCGCACAAACCCCGUAGCGGAAUUCCGUCGUCCUGUUUCUGGGAGCUGCCUGUGCGUGUGCCGUGCGUGAUCGUGUGUGUGUGUGUGUGUAUCACCUCCUGUCCCGUCCCUUUCACGCGUAGUGUGCAAACAACGCAUCAGCGAUGAUUAAACUGUUCUCGCUCAAACAACAGAAGAAAGAUGGUGAAGCAACGCCGAAGGCCGGAGGACAGAAGAAAACUUUCACUGCUGCACAGCUUCGCAUCACCAAGGAUAUCAACGAGCUAAACCUGCCGAAAACAUGUGCCACCGAGUUCCCGGACCCGGACGAUUUGCUCAACUUCAAGCUGAUUAUCUGCCCGGAUGAGGGUUUCUACAAGAGCGGUCGCUUCGUGUUCAACUUCAAGGUUGGACCGAACUACCCGCACGAGCCGCCGAAGGUCAAGUGCGAAACUCAGGUCUAUCAUCCGAACAUAGACCUGGAGGGCAACGUGUGUCUGAACAUUCUGCGCGAAGACUGGAAACCGGUGUUGACGAUCAACUCGAUCGUCUAUGGGUUGCAGUACUUGUUUCUGGAACCGAAUCCGGAGGAUCCGCUCAACCGGGAAGCGGCGGAAGUGCUGCAAACCAACCGGCGCCUGUUCGAGCACAAUGUUUUCAAAGCGAUGCGCGGCAACUAUAUUGGCGCGACGUACUUCCAGCGCUGUCUCAAGUGAUAUAUAAAUUCGAAACUAACCCUUACAUGUUGCGUUUAUUUAAUUAUUCUUACGAUUGGUGGGCGCUAUUAUAUAGACUUUAACUAUAAUUAAAGAGAGAGGACAACGGGAAAUGCCACGAACAAGCAAACACAAGCAGCACAGCAGCAGCAACAGCAGCAAGUAGCGCAGAAACCCAAAAUGCAAAGAAAAAGCCCUAAUGGCAAUCUAAUAGGAAAGGAAAAUGCACGGAAAUUCACCCAAACAACUGGAACUGAAAGUAAAUGAAGCAUACACAAGGGAAUAGAAGUUAACGGCGGAUUAAACAAAAAAAAAAGAAGCGGCAACGCGUUACACACCAUUUCCACUCUUACGCAACCUUUCGAUUUAGUGUAGAAGCUGCAAGUUUGGCCUUGUGUAGAAUGUGAUGAUAUGAAAGAGAAAACCCGAAAGCAGACGAAAUAGCGGAGCAAACGAUCAGAGGAACUACAGGAACGGGCGAUGAUGCACCUUGUUUAGAUAGCUUAAAAAUCGCGGGAUGCAGCUCAACAACAAACAAAAAUAUACGACGAAUGCACUUACAGUCAGUCGGGGGAGGAAAUAGGCUCGAUUCGGUAAAAAAGCACACGAUAGAAUAGCUCGAGAGGCAAGAGUAGAAACAAGAACAUACAGGAACGGCAACACAAUGCACACACAAACACACACUCUUAACUCACGUUUGAUCUGUACAUUCUCUACCCAGCUGUUGUGAGGAGUUGCGCGCACUGCAAGCGCAUACGCCACGCGCACGCAAUGGUUUACGCAUCGGAAAAGCAGCGAACCAAGUGCGCGAAUUGCUGCUUGAGCGUUAACAAAAUUUAAACAUCUCCGACGGCUUCAUUUGGUCGAUGGGAAAAGGCACAAUUUCUUGAACACAAUGGAUCGCGCCAGGGAUAGAGAGUGAAGGCGGAUUAGUACGGUAGCUUACGUUGCGCUUAUAGUGAUUAUAAAAAACGAAAAUUAAGUCCCUUUCUCUCCCUCACACACACACACACACUCAAGCCGUUACAGUCUCUAGUGGCUAAAUCGUAAAAGGAUAGUAUAGAGAAAACCUUUCGUCUAAUAAACACUUAGCAAAACAAAGGACAUGGGCCACUCAUUCGUGCUCCUCGUCGUACUACACACACACACACAUACACACACACACGCUUGCGUUUGGCGCGUAGUAGUAGAGACUGCCAUCUGUUGAGAUAUGCCGCAGCGAAGCGUUCUGUCGACAUUUGCCGUUUGCCAAUCGUUAUGAUUCUUUUUUUUUAUUAUUAAUAAUUACUGAAACAAAAACCAACCACAACAAACGCGUUACAAUAGAGAGGAAACAAACCAAAAUCUACUAAACAAGGAAAAAGGCUCCCGCUCGAUCGUUCCCCAAAACUGAAUGCUAGAGAAAAAGCAAAAGCAUGGCAUACUACACAACAAUACGUAGGAUAAUGAACAACACAAAAAAACGGAAAAAAUAAACUGUGAAAAGAGGAAACGAA
Messenger RNA from Anopheles arabiensis, 2537 nucleotides. It is a transcript of the gene UbcE2M, whose product is annotated as NEDD8-conjugating enzyme Ubc12. NCBI's taxonomy places the organism in Eukaryota, Metazoa, Arthropoda, Insecta, Diptera, Culicidae. The record is from RefSeq and is a predicted model, not a curated record. Bases 490 to 1041 code for a protein of 183 amino acids. The transcript is spliced from 5 exons.